Molecule: messenger RNA, 2209 nt
Organism: Cucurbita maxima (winter squash)
Lineage: Eukaryota; Viridiplantae; Streptophyta; Magnoliopsida; Cucurbitales; Cucurbitaceae
Product: probable auxin efflux carrier component 1c
Exons: 7
Coding region: 164-1984 (606 amino acids)
Biological process (GO): auxin export across the plasma membrane; auxin polar transport
Cellular component (GO): endoplasmic reticulum; plasma membrane
Molecular function (GO): auxin efflux transmembrane transporter activity
Source: RefSeq, a predicted model, not a curated record
UGCCUUACAAACACUUUUCUCUCUCUCUCUCUAAACUGAAACAAGAAAUUAGUUUUAAAAACACACGUGCUUUCCCAUUCUUCUUCUUCUUCUUCAUCCAACUUCCUCUGUUUUCCUCUGCAUUUCAUCCUCUGUUUUCCUCUGAAUUUGAAGUUACUUAAAGAUGAUUACAUUACUGGACUUCUACCAUGUCAUGACCGCCGUCGUCCCCCUCUACGUCGCCAUGAUCUUAGCUUACGGCUCCGUCAAAUGGUGGAAGAUCUUCACCCCCGAUCAGUGCUCCGGUAUCAACCGUUUCGUCGCCCUCUUCGCCGUUCCCCUUCUCUCCUUCCACUUCAUAGCCUCCAAUGAUCCUUAUACCAUGAGCUUUCGCUUCAUCGCCGCCGAUACUCUCCAGAAAAUCAUGGUCCUCGUCGUCCUCGCCAUCUGGACUAAGGUGAGCCGGCGGGGGUGCUUGGAAUGGACAAUUACUCUGUUUUCACUUUCAACUCUGCCCAACACUCUGGUUAUGGGAAUUCCUCUGCUCAAAGGAAUGUACGGCGACUUUUCCGGCAGCUUAAUGGUUCAAAUUGUGGUUCUUCAAUGCAUAAUUUGGUACACUUUAAUGCUCUUCAUGUUCGAAUUCAGAGGAGCUAGGAAUUUAAUCUCCGAGCAAUUUCCCGACACGGCGGCGUCCAUUGUCUCCAUUCACGUCGAAUCCGACGUCGUUUCUCUCGACGGCCAGCAAGUAUUGGAAACAGAGGCGGAGAUAAAAGACGACGGAAAGCUCCAUGUCACUGUCAGACGGUCCAACGCCUCUCGUUCUGAUAUUUUCUCCCGCCGGUCACAGGGGCUGUCGUCGACGACUCCCCGGCCAUCCAAUCUCACCAACGCCGAGAUUUAUUCGUUGCAGUCAUCGAGAAAUCCAACGCCAAGAGGCUCGAGUUUUAAUCACACUGAUUUUUACUCCAUGCUUGGCACCGGUGGGGUGGCACCAGCCGUGUCGAGAGGGCCGACGCCACGGCCGUCGAAUUAUGAGGAGGAGAAUCACGGCGGAGGAGGGAAAAGUGGGCCGAGAUAUUAUUAUCAUGGGAAUCCAGCGCCGCCGCAUUACCCUGCUCCGAACAUGGGAAUGUUUUCACCGACGGGUUCAAGAAAUAAGAGAUCAACGGCGAACGGACAGGUCGGCCAGUACAAAUCGGAGGAUGGUAAUAAUAAUAACAACAAUAAUAAAGAUCUUCAUAUGUUUGUUUGGAGUUCAAGUGCUUCCCCUGUUUCUGAUGUGUUUGGAGGCCAUGAUUAUGGAGGUCCCCAUGAUCAUAAAGAACUUAAAUUGGCUGUCUCCCCCGGAAAAGGCGAGAGUGGGCCGAGACAUAACGAUAGAGAAGACGUGGAGCGAGAGGAGUUUAGCUUUGGAAACAGAGGGAUGAACAGCAGCAACAAUGGACAUGAAAUGGCGGCGGGAGAGAAAGGAGGGACCAGUGGAGUGUCAAAGACAAUGCCACCGGCCAGUGUGAUGACAAGGCUGAUUCUUAUAAUGGUUUGGAGAAAGCUGAUCAGAAACCCCAACACUUACUCUAGCUUGAUUGGCCUCACUUGGUCCCUUGUUUCAUUCAGGUGGCAUGUUGAGAUGCCUGCCAUUGUAGCACAGUCCAUCUCGAUACUCUCCGACGCCGGGCUCGGCAUGGCUAUGUUUAGUCUCGGUUUGUUCAUGGCUUUGCAACCAAGGAUCAUAGCAUGUGGAAACUCCAUAGCAACUUUUGCCAUGGCUGUUAGAUUCCUUGUAGGCCCAGCGGUAAUGGCAGCUGCUUCCAUUGCUGUUGGCCUCAAGGGCGUUCUCUUGCAUGUUGCCAUUGUUCAGGCAGCUCUUCCUCAAGGGAUUGUACCGUUUGUGUUUGCUAAAGAGUAUAACGUACACCCAGAUAUUUUGAGCACUGCAGUGAUAUUCGGGAUGUUGAUUGCACUACCGAUAACGUUGGUGUACUACAUUUUGUUGGGAGUUUGAAAGGUUUGUGUUUAAACACGAAGGAUUGAAGAGUUCGUAUAUACGAGCAAAACAAAUGGAGAAGAAUCGGCGAGCAUUAGACAAGAAGAUAACGAAGAUUAUUAAUCGAAGAAUGGAAAAUAACUAAGAGAUUUGAGAUUUUUUUUUUUCAUGAAGUUGUAUUUAAUCAUGUUUGUAGCCAAAUUGUUUUACAUAAACUUUUCUUUCCUUUUGUUUCCUUCUUUU